Messenger RNA from Nothobranchius furzeri (turquoise killifish), 6144 nucleotides. The record is from RefSeq and is a predicted model, not a curated record. NCBI's taxonomy places the organism in Eukaryota, Metazoa, Chordata, Actinopteri, Cyprinodontiformes, Nothobranchiidae.
GGUGAGGCGAAGGUAUUCACUCUGCUAGAAGGCUUGGACUCGGUGCCAGAAGAUGCUGAGGUGUUCAUUGUUCUGGAAGGCUCCACGCUUGUCCAUGUAACCCAGGCUCAGAGUGAUGUCAUGCUCUGCUUUAUCGUGCCUGGUCACAAUCUGGCAGAGGAGGUCUCCGUUCAGGCCUACCUGUGCUCUGAAACCACGCCCCUCACCUGGGUGGGUGGAGCUUCUUUAGAAUAUGUGCAUGAUGAUGCACAGGAUCUGGCUGAGUACAUCGUGAUCCACGGACAUCGUCUGAGCUCCACAGACCACCAGGAGCUGAGCAGCCUCUUCAGUCUGGGCCAGGAGAGAGCUCGCUGGGCGAUGGAUCAUAAAGUGGCUCUGGCCAUGGCCAACCUGGAUAUCCCUCCGAAGUGGAACGUUCUGGGAAGCCAGAGUAGAGAUGACCGUCGUGCCAGAGAGUCCCCCCUCCACCUGGCCGUGCGUUGGGGUCUAUAUCGGCUUGCAGAGCUGCUGCUUUGUCAGCCGGGAGGUCUGAUGGCCGUCAGUCUGCCAAACGAGGACGGAGUCACGCCGCUGCAGCUGGCUCAGAUCACAGGCAACGCCGAGCUCCUGGAACUGCUCACACACCCGCCCAACCCUCUAGCCACACCUCCAGCAGGUCUGUCCCAGGUGUGGGCAGAUCGGUCUCGUUUGCUCAGGUUUUGUCACGACACCGGAAACCUGACUCUAACCAUUCGACAGAACCUGCGUUGGAGCUCAGAGGAGAGCCGGCACGCCGACAUCCUGGUACUCCGAGACCGACUCAGAGAUGAGAACUUCCUCAGAGAGAUUAAGUCACUCAGAAGGGAGCGUGUGGAGACCUUACUGGAAAGAGAAGAACUUGUGGAUGAUCCAGCAGACGACGCUCCGUAUUCUGUCAUGGAUGGAGGACUCUCUCCUGAAGACAACGCUCCCAGUUUCUUCUGCGAGGACUGCGAGGAGCCGCUGAUGUUCGGCCUGAUCGAGGAGUACAGCGAAGACGACUCGUCGCCGACCCGCUCUGGUAAACGCGAGAAAAGUCCGUGCAUCAAGGAGAGCCAGGCCUCGUCCCCAACUCUGGCUGCCGCUGCCAGACUGUCGGCGAUGAUUCAAGGCAAAGACCAAGUGUUCGCCAACGCCAUGCUGGUCGACCAGGUGGAUGACUCUGACAUUAAGUACCGCUCUCCAGGAGAGGAGGAGGAGGUCAGCCCCGCGUCCCCUGUCGGGAUGUCCUGCUGGGAUUCCUUCUCUUCGACGCCCUUUGAUUCGGGGAACUGCUCCCAGAACCGUUCGCCGCUGCAUCGUGGCCCGAGGGGAAGCCAAGGCCCUUUCUCAGACAAUCACAGGGAGGCAAACCCUUGCAUGUCUCCCGCCUCUCCGUCCUUUCCUUCCUCCCCCUUGGCUUCCUCCAGCCGUUUGUUUGAGGGAGCGCAGAGGCGUCAGAUGUGUUCGUCAGUCUCUCCAGGUUUGAGACGCAGAGGAUGCGUCUUGACGGAGGCAAACCGAAGCCUGAGUCCCAGUCUGGAGUGUGACAGCUGGGAGGAGGACAUACUGGGACUUUCGCACCCGUACUCAUCUUUAAAGCAGAGGCCCAUUCUGCGGUCCAGCUCAGGAGAAGAGAGGGUCUCCUUCGACACUUCACCUGAUUUUAACCUCCCACACUCUGACAGCGCCUACAAAUGCAACACGCAUGUGGAGGAUCCGGAGGUCCGCCUGCGCUCCUACUCCUGCUCCUCCCCUACAGCAAAGCCGUCACGGCCGCUGCUUAACCGAGACGCGGCUAUCACCGACCUGGAAGAAGAUGGCCCGUUCGGCAGCAGCGGCCGUUCUCUUCUUCAGGCGUUAUCUCUCUCUAAACCCCUCUCUCGUCUCCACCAAGUUAAGCAGAGAGCACUCAACCUGCCUGAAGCACCAAGAGAAAAGAGGGUUCUGGGUUUCCGUAAGCGGGCCCAGUCAGCAGAGGAGGAGAGCACGGCAUUACUCCAACAUCUCACCCUCACAGAGUUCCUCAAAGAGAUUGAAGAUGAGGAGUGGGAUAGAUUCAUGAUCCCGUCUAAGGUCGAGUCAGAGAAGUACAAAGUGAGCCGAACCUUCAGCUUCCUGAAGAGCAGGAUGUCCAGCACCCGCAGCAAAACCAAGGUGAAAGGGAAGGAGGUGAAAGAGGGGAAGGAGAAGUCAGGAGCGGCGGGUGGGCACCAGUUUGUGUCCGUGUCUGCUCCUUCUCUCUGUGUGGCCUGUGAGAAGUCCGGUUCUGGGAAAGACUCGCUGCAGUGUUCCAACUGCUUCCUGAGUGUCCAUAAAAACUGCAGAGAAUCUGUCUCCGCCUGUGGAAAGAAGCCGCAGGAGAGGAAUGCAGCGCUGAUGAAAAGUAAAACCAUGUCCCUCCCACAGAGCUCUGUGAAGGAAAACUCUUCAGUCUCUGUUUUCUGUUCAUCCUCCUCCUCCUCCUCUGUUUCAACAAUAACCAAAGAAGGGAAAAGAGAAACCAUCUCUUCGUUUUCCAAAACCCAUUCUGUCUCCACAGACAGCAGAGGACUGAGUGAAACAGCGGGGGUGGACGGUGAGUUCAGCGUGACAGCUUGCACUAACAGCUCACCGUCUGAAGAGGGAACACCUGUGACAACAACUCCCACGUCCACCGACCUGCCCAUCAGCACAAAGGCUACAGAUGCUCCUUUAUUGGGUGACCUGUCAGCUGACCUGCUGAGGCUUGAGGCCGAGUCUUGGAGUCUCAUAGUCAGUACAGAGUUCUGCAGACAACACGACAGACGCACCGUUAAACGCCAGAAUGUUAUCUACGAGCUGAUGCAGACAGAACUUCAUCACAUUGAAACUUUGAUGGUCAUGUCGGAGGUGUUCAGGAGAGGCAUGCUGGAAGAGCUGCAGAUGGAUUGGGACUGCGUGGCCCGGAUGUUCCCAUCCUUGGAUCCUCUGCUGCACUUCCACAGGAACUUCUUCAGAGCGCUGCAGGAACGCCGCCAGGCUGCCAUCCAAACAGACGAUUCACAAAAUUACCUCAUCCAUCAGAUUGGAGACAUACUGCUCCAGCAGUUUUCAGGUGAAAAUGCUGAGAGGAUGAAGCAGGCGUACGGCGAAUUCUGCAGUCGCCACAUCGAAGCUGUUAAUGUGUUUAAAGAGCUUCAGCAACAAAACAAGAAGUUCCUAAUCUUUGUCAGGCAACAGAGCAAUAACUCUCUGGUCAAACGAAGAGAAGUGCCGGAGUUCAUCCUGCUGGUCACACAGCGCAUCACCAAGUAUCCCGUCCUCCUGGAGAGGAUAAUACAGUACACUCAGGAAGGAAGUCAGGAACACACUGACUUGUCGAGUGCUUUGGCUCAGAUCCGUGACAUCACUGCAGCCGUAGACCUGACCGUUUACAAGUACGAGCGAUCUCAGGAGCUGCAGGAAGUGCUCGCCAGGCUUGAAACCAAGAGUUUUGCCAAGCUUAAAAACGGCAAGGUGUUCCGUAAACAGGACCUGCACAGCAAACACAGAGAGCUGCAGCACAAAGGCUUGGUCUACUGGAAGACUGCUACAGGACGUCUGAAAGAUACGUUAGCUCUUCUGCUAACAGACGUCCUGGUUUUCCUGCAAGAGAAAGACCAGCGCUUCAUAUUUGCUUCUGUGGACCAGAAGCCUCCAGUAAUCCCCCUGCAGAAACUCAUUGUUAGAGAAGUAGCCAAUGAGGAAAAAGGAAUGUUCCUGAUCUCUGCGUCCUCCCUGGGCCCGGAGAUGUAUGAAGUUCACACCACUACCAAAGAGGAAAGAAAUGCAUGGAUGAGACACAUCCGACAGGCUGUGGAGAGCUGUCCCGAGGAGGAGGAAGAGGAGGAGCGAUGCGCGGAGACCGAGGAAGCCAAGCAAGCUGCAGAAGUGAGAGUUCAGACAAUCAACAAGUUCCAGGAGAAAUUGUUUGGCCAGGACCAGCGAAUCUGCCACAGCCUGGAAGAAAAGUUGCAUCUCUAUGCUGAGCUGACAGAGCUAACCCUCCGUCCAUCAGAACCUGUCUCGCAUCGCCACCUGCUGGUGCAACCUGCUCAGUACAUAGACAGUGAGACGCCGCAUCAGGCAGCGUCGCUGCUCACAGAUGCUCUCAGAGAAGCUGAGAACCUGAUCGCGAUUCUUCAGGCUCGUGGCGACUUUACUGUCCAGAACCAGAACUCUCCUCCUGUCCAAGUUCCCGAGUGCUGCAGCUACAACAGCCGUGGCAGCAGCAUUCAGGGUUCUCCUUCUGAGCCUGAUUAUCUGAGCACACUCAGCAUGAGCUCCGCCUCUCUCGGGUCAGACGGCGAGUUAGCCGGGUUGGAUGUUUCAUGGAGUUCAGCAGUGGAGCUCAGGAGAGGAGACGCCAAAGGGACGAUGCUAAAGGUGGCAGAAAGUGUCCAGAGUCUGACUCAGCUUUUAUAUAGCCUACAGGCAGCUGUGACCCUCCAGGAUAGCUACUACGAAGUCCAUAAACUUCUUCUCCAGGAACGAGAGAGACCUGCGCUUCGGAGCUUCGCCUCCCUCCAAAGCAGCCUGGAACUGGAGAAGCAGAGGAGUAACGACAGGAUGAAAGAGGAAAAAAAGAGUUUGGAGAGGAGGAAAGAGGACGUGGACGAGGUGCAGAAGCUCCAGACGAAACUGAAACAUGAGCAGCAGCGCUGGGAAAAAGAGUGUGUAGCCCGAGAGAAACAACAAACCGAGCAGGAGAACCUGCUGGAGCACCGAGAGCAGCAGUGCCUCCUGGAGGCGGAGCGGCUUCGCUGUGAGCGGGAGGUGCUGGAGGCCCAGCUGCUGGAGUAUCAGCAGAACCUGGACCGGCUGAAGGAGGGUCAGAAGGGUGUGGAGAGGGAGAAGGAGAAGAUCCAAGUCCAACAGAGGCUGCUCCAGGGCUGGAGGCACAGCCGCCAGAGCAGCCUGCCCGUCUCAAUACCACUGGAUGGAUACAAGGUGUCCAAUCACAGCCGCUCAGGAAGCCUGGAUGGAAACUGUUCAGUGUACAAGAAGGAAGCCGCCCUGUUUUCCUCCUCACAGCAGAACCACCUCCACCAGCCCGCAGACUACCAGAACCAGAACCAGCAUGUUCUCAGCACGCAGGGUAAGACCCCGCUGCACGGCUCCAGCCACGCCGCCAACCCCACCCUCAGCGCCAGCCUCUUCAACAGCCUCAACACUCUGCUGAGCCAGUCGCCUCUGUACGGUACCAACCACAGCUGUCCCCGCGCCCCGGCAGAACCCGUCCUCCCGUUCAGCGGCGGCGGCGGCGGCGUCUCGGCCCAGACGCAGAGGAGCAACAGCAAAGACCUCAACCUGCUGCAGGACGCCCAAUCUUCCAGCUUCUGGAGGUCAGAGGUCACAAGUCACAGACUUACCAAGGAACACAACUCUCCGUCUCUGAUGCCCCUCCUGCCGCCUCAGGCUUACCUCUCCCUCGAAGGACAAACCAGAGAAGAGGUUGGAGAGGAGAACAUUGUUUACCUCUGAGACUCGAUAACUGGACACCGAGUCCCUCCGUCGCGUCGUGCGCGUUUGUUUUCAUCGACAGGAUAACGUUACGUUUGGAUAAAAGCCCCGUCUGGACCGCGUCGCACACAGGCGGUCUAUCCAUGUGCCUUAACAGCCCCAUCACACUAGCGUGCCUUUCUUAUUUCAGUUCGUCCUGCUACUAAAAUCCUUGUUGCACUUGCUUGAAGGGAAAAAGGUACAUUUGUGUUAAAAACACUUCAGCCUUAUAAAGAAAUUAGGACAAAAUACCGUUGGAGCACUUAAAACCUCUGAGAAGAGAAUCGAGCGUCGCCCCGGAUGACGUAUUCAGGUUAUUUUUUGCUGUAUUUAAAUAGACGGAAAGCUUUUGAAACACAGAAAUAUACUGAUAUUAGUGUUUAUAUAUAUUUAAUAUAUGUUUAUUUUUAUGAAAAGGCUAAUUAUGCACACAAUGAUGUAAAAUUUAAUCUACCUGCCGUUAUUAAUCUCUAAAAUGCCAAAAAUCCCUCUGAUGCUGUUACUGAUGUGAGACGAUGGUUUCUGUUUGAUGCACUGCCAGCUGGAAUAUUUCGUUAGUCUUGACUUGUGAUCACGUGACUUUAAUGUGCUGUAUUGUUAUUUUUAAUAUUAUUAUUGUGUAUAUAAAUAUACUGUUGCUGAGCA